AUGAAGACGCUCUUAGUGUGUGCGCUAUUGUUGUGUGUAUCAAUGGCGGUUGGAGAAAUGAACUCGUCCAUUCCAUCAGAAGAGAAGCCAUCAAAGGAGAACAAGGAAAAACUGGUCAUCACUAGAAUACCAGAGCUACCAGCAAGUAUUACUAAGCCUGGGAUGCUGGGCAAUGGUGUCUGGUUGAUACUGUACUAUACACCAUGGUGUGCGUACAGCCAAGAUGCCCUACCCCACUUUGUGGCAGCUGUACAAUACAUAGUGGACCACAACAUCACCGAACUAUCCAUAGGGAAACUUGACGUCUCUAAACAACCAGGACUAGGGCAGCAGCUGAACAUACGGACUACACCCACCAUAGCACUUUAUCGCCAGGGAUAUAGACAUAACUAUGACGGUGACGUGGGUAGUCCAUACCUAAUAAGCUGGGUGGUUAGGAUUGCAACUGCCAAUGUGACUCUCGUAGAGUCUAGAGAGGAACUGGAGGCACUAAAGAACAACCAUGACGUAUUGUUCAUGCUGGUACAUGAUAGCAAAGUGGAUAGUGAUUGGCACAAGACCUACUCCAAGGUGAGUAGACAGCUGGCUCUGAGAGGCACUUUCCUGUACAUGCUGGAUCCAGAGAUACUUGAUUCCCCUCCUUCUAAACUACCAGCUCUAUUAGUCCUCAAGGAUGGAGUGACACAGCGUUAUGGUGGAGCACUGGCAAGUCAUACACUGUACAAGUGGAUACUGAGUGAGAGACACUCUGCACUACCCACUGCCGCACUGGAUAAUCUGACACACUUCAUUGUCCACUCUGAUCCCAAGAGACUUGUGUUCCUAGCUGUUGACAAAGAUGUCUCCAGUAGGAGGGUGGCUCAGAGGAAAGCUGUUGAGGCUGUCAAGAAAUUGGCGGCCAGUAGAAAGUUUCACAGUUCCUACCAGUUUGUGUUGACUGAGGGACUGGAAGUAGUUGAGCGUCUUAUGAGAAGAGCAGUGGACGGGUACCCUCAACUGAUGGUCUACAAUGUACGCACGGCCUACUACACACCGUAUUGUCAUGGUGACAAAGGUUUCACUGAGUCAGCAAUAAUGGAAUUCAUUAAUCUUGUAGAGAACUCCAAGCUUCCGUUAGAAGGUGGUCCAACGCUUUUAGAAAGAGUGCAACACUUUUACAAACUGGUGUAUUCAAUGAUACGGGGCACACUCACGCACCAUCCAUACAUCGGAGCUGCUGCUGGGUUUUCAUUAAUGGGUGUGGUCGUAUUCUACAUUGUGUUGGCUUGUCAGAGUUUUACUAAACGUACCAAAGUGCCACGCCCAUCUCGUGUACGAGCACGGGCAAUCGCUAAUCACCAUGACAAUGCUACACUGCGGCACCGAACAAACCAUCACCAUAGCAACAGUGACAACCAAUCAGAAUCAUCAGAAGAGGAGGAACAUUUAAAAGACAAAUAGCAAUAAGUGCUUAUUGUUAGGAGUCAAUUAUUUUGCUGACCAUGAAUUUUUAUCGUGAUUGAGAAA
Messenger RNA from Halichondria panicea, 1506 nucleotides. RefSeq names its product protein disulfide-isomerase tmx3a-like. Gene Ontology annotation, biological process: peptidyl-cysteine oxidation. Gene Ontology annotation, molecular function: protein disulfide isomerase activity. Bases 1 to 1440 code for a protein of 479 amino acids. The transcript has 11 exons. NCBI's taxonomy places the organism in Eukaryota, Metazoa, Porifera, Demospongiae, Suberitida, Halichondriidae. The record is from RefSeq and is a predicted model, not a curated record. Gene Ontology annotation, cellular component: endoplasmic reticulum.